Molecule: messenger RNA, 4688 nt
Organism: Styela clava
Lineage: Eukaryota; Metazoa; Chordata; Ascidiacea; Stolidobranchia; Styelidae
Product: chondroitin sulfate synthase 2-like
Cellular component (GO): Golgi cisterna membrane
Molecular function (GO): glucuronosyl-N-acetylgalactosaminyl-proteoglycan 4-beta-N-acetylgalactosaminyltransferase activity
Source: RefSeq, a predicted model, not a curated record
UCUAAAAUAAAAAUGAGAAAGUCAAAAUCGUUGUCAUGGAUUCGCCCAUUUUUGCCUGUCAUACUUGGACUAUCUCUUGGAUUCAGUAUGAGUCUUGUGCGAAUACCACUUAAUCAAGAUGGCUGCCAAAAUUUUUUAAAGGAUCAUAUUGAUCGUCAACUGAGAUCUGUGGAUUCAGACUUUAACCAAAUAAACAGAGGGGAUGGAUUAAAAACAAUGGAUAAAGAUGGAGCACCAGCUGAACCUAUAUACGACUCUUUUGAAGAUUUUGAGCCAAGGAUAAUAACUGAUCCUGGCUUAAAACCAAGAAUUGAUCUGUCUGCAAAUAAGAAAAAAGUUGUUAGGACUCGAUUUAUAAGCACAGAAUUAGGCAUUCGAGAAAAACUAUAUGUUGGUGUGCUAACAAGUACAGAUAAAUUACAAAGCCUUGGUGUCGCUUUUAAUAAAACAGCAGCACAUAUUUUGCAAAAAGUUGAAUUUUACGUUGCUGCAGUAUCAGACAUGGAAAAUCAGUCUAAGAAUCCAAAGUAUAUGGUAACAAAAAUGCUCAAAGGGGAUACUAUGGUGCAUAGAUUAUAUGAAAUGAUAUCAAAUAUGUUGGAAGAGAACAAAGACACAUACGACUGGUUCUUUAUAGUAAAAGACAAUGUUUAUGUUCAAGGAGAACGUUUAGACAAUCUUGUCAGUCACAUUAGUAUCAACAGAAAAUUAUACAUGGGAAUGCCACAUGUAACAAAUAUUGAUUCACAAUCAAUAUCAUAUUGUAGUAUGGACAACGGCAUUCUAUUGUCACGACUUUUGCUCAUCACUCUUUUGCCAAAUUUGCAAAAAUGUGCCAAUGAAGGCAGUAUGAGUGAUCCGAGUAUAUGGUUGGGAAAUUGCAUUCAUCAAACAUUCGACGGUCGUAUUAAAUGCUCUACAGAGCAAGAUGGUCAAAAUUUUUUCAGUUAUACAAUUUCGGAAAAAAUGUUUGACCCAGAACGAGUAGGAGGCACUUCAUUUAGAGAAUCACUCACUGUGGGAAAUGUGGGAACACCUCCAAUGUUCUAUAAACUGCAUAGACAGUUUUCUCAAUUUGAAAUUGAGCUUGCAUCAAAGGAAAUCGAAGCUAUACAACAAGAAAUAGAGUUCAUCAACACAAAACUUCCAGAUUCUGACAAACAGACAUCCUGGCCUAUUGGUAUAAAUCCACCAUUUAAACCCACAAAUCGUUGGGAUAUCAUAGUGUGGGACUAUUUCACAGAAGAAUACACUUUGACAUGUCCUGGCGAGGUUCCCAAGUGUGAAUUAUCUGGAAUUGAUAAGCUGGAUGUUCAGAACAUUCUACAGAUUGCCAUGGAACGCCUAAAUGAUAAAUAUAAUCCACAAAAAAUUGUUUUGGAAAAGAAAAAACUUUUGAAUGGAUAUAGGCGUUUUGAUCCACAAAGAGGCAUGGAAUAUACUCUUGACCUUUUGCUCAAUGCUAUGGUAGAAGGCGAAAAGGGAGAAAUAGAGAUAAAUCAUAGAGUGCAUUUGCUUCGUCCACUAAGUCAAGUUGAAAUAAUUCCGAUGCCAUAUGUAACUGAAGCCACUAGAAUAAGAAUGAUAUUACCAAUAACUGCAGACCAGAAAUCCAAUUUUGAUGCAUUUAUACAAAGGUUCGCGUCAGCUUAUUUGGAUGCGGAUGAGAACAUUGAAUUAAGUGUUGUUUUCAUAUAUGAUCCAAGUGAUGCACAACGCAUUCAUGAUGAUGAUGUUUUUGGUGAUGUUAAGCAGAAAUUACAAGAAUACGAAACAAAAUAUCAUAAAGAGAAACCAGCUGGGAAUGCUAAGCUUAUUCCUUGGGUUAGCAUCAAGACUGAAGUUCCUUCACAACUGAAAACUAUGGAUGUUGUCGCUAAAAAACAUCCGAUGGAUGCCCUUUUCUUUCUCACAAGUGUCAAUGUUGUUCUGGAUACAGAGUUCUUAAAUCGUUGUCGAAUGAAUGCUGUACAGGGUUGGCAAACGUUUUUUCCUGUACCUUUCGCACAAUAUAACACGGACAUUGUCUUCAAAGAUAAACCAAUUCCUAAGGAUAUUGAAAUCAAGCCUAGUUACGGCCAUUUUGAUCUUUACUCAUUUGAUGAAGUUUGUUUUUAUAACUCGGACUACAUGGCAGCGAGAAAUAAGCUCUCAGAAUUCAUUUCUGAUAGUGAUAACAAUGCUGGUAAAGAUCCUAUGGAUACCUUGGAUAUCUAUAAACUAUUAGUGAAAUACUCUGAACUACAUGUUUUUAGAGCAGUUGAACCACAGUUGAAGCGACAUUACUCACAUCGGCAAUGUAAUUCUAGAUCUGGUGAGGAUCUUUAUCAAAAAUGUGAAAGAAGCAAUGCUGAAAGUCUUGCAUCAAGGACACAAUUAGCUAUGGAGCUUUUCCCAGAUGAAAAUGAGAAAAAAUUGUGAAGUGAUAGAAAUUGAUUUGUUACUCUGCAAUAUGAGAAACUUGUAUAGCUUCUGGUUAUCAAGUUGAAACACAGCAGUGAAUAUUUUCAAUUACUGCUACACCUCAAAUCACAUUCUCAUUUGGUGCCUUUUUUUUAAAUUUGGGAAGACUGUUUAGCCGUAUUUCCGCCCUACUGUAAAAUUCCACGAGAAAUGGAAUUGAAAUGAAAAAAGUAAUUCAUGCAGUAAUAAUUCAUUCUUUGAUAUUUAUUAAAUAUAUUCACCCACAUAUUAAAAUAUUACUAACUGCAUGUUGUAUUUUUAAAUGAAGCCUUUUUAUUUUUUCAUGUUCUCUUCAAUCUUCGAUUAUUUUUAUUGAGUUCUUAUUCAUUAUUAUUAUUCACACUGUAGUGUAGAACUUUAUAAAUGUAUCAUGAUGAUGUUCACCAAACAGUAAAUAAUAGUGUCUUAUGCGUAAUGUGGUGUUGGUUAUCAAUAAAAUUUAUCUUCAACACACAUCCAUCAAUGCUUGUAGUUUUUGCAUGAUUUACUUUUCAUAAUGGUGCUUCUAAAAUUUUGUUCUUGUAUUCAUUUCUUCGUGCCAUAUCUUAUAUAGUAAUUUUACUUUUUUGUUACAUAUUUUUAUAAUACUUCUGAAUACAAGACGACAUUUGUGAGAAACCGUUAAGAUGUUUUAAAAACUAAUUAGAAUUCCCAUGAAUAUAAUAUAACUACGGAGGCUCUUCCCGUAAAGUCAUCUGAAAUUGACCAAUUCAGAGUAGUUAAGAAGGUGAUGAUCACUAUUUGGAGCACUAGAACCAGAAAAACGUGACAUUUCUAUAUUCCCCGAUAAAGUUUUACACAGUUAUUGCAAGAGAAACAAAUUGUUUUUAAUUUAGUGUAUUUUUUAUGUAUUGAAUAUGUGCUAUGAUUUUGGAUACAAAGUUCAAAGUUUAUUCAUAUGCAAUGGUGAUUGGAAUCUUUUAAAUAGUGUUAUUUGUAAUUGGUAGGAAGUUUGGUCCAAUAUAUUAAACCAUAUAUAUGAUGCUAUUUCCUAGAAUACUACCAAGUACAAAGUGAUUACAGACAUGUUCUGCCAAUAUCUCAAAUUUCCGAAGAGACAAUAUAGCACUUAUGCUAGGUCUUUUAAAACUUGACAUGACCUAACAUAGACUUCAUUUCAGAUUGCAGCUAUUUUCCCACUGACGUUUUCACAUAUCAGGACAGAUCGUUAUAAUCUUUCCAUUUAAAUGUUAUUUGUUGAUGUCAUUAAACUCAUUCCUCAAUAUGACUUGCUGCAUUAUUUCUUCAAAUGAUUUUGACAAUACUGUGCAUGUGACAGAUAUUAUUCUGAACUUAAUGUUUUGUGUUCAUUCCUAAUCAAAUGACUUGGUACAUCAUCAUAUUCAUUUCCCGCAUAUGGCAUGAACUCGUCUUUUUAAUUGUUGUGUGUAUUUUUGCAUUUAUAGUGAACAGUUUGCAUAUUUUUGUUAGUUACUUUUUUUUCUUGAUGUUAACUGCACCAUGUUGUACAUUAAAUUAUUAUGAAAUUGUAAUUUUUGGUAAUUAUAAACAAUUGGUCAUUUUUGGAAACAACUAGUAUGAAAAUUCUGAACCUUGGAAUGUAUAAUACUCAUUUUUUCAGUUCAUUAUAAGGACCUCUUAAAGUAUACGCACCAAGAUAUACAACCUGAACUCAGGUUGUGUACCAGGUUAGGGUUCAGGUUAUGCGACAUCUUGGUGCGCAUACUUCAGGAGCACCCAUUAUAAUACAUUUUUUUAUUAAAAUUGUGACUUCUCUGAUGGCAACUUUCAUGGGCUUUCCUUGUUCUAUGUUUGAUUAAUUCUGUCUCCUUUUCAUAUUUCCUGAUCUGCAUCGAUAAUUGACUUUUCUUAUUGGGAAUUUUCCCCAUAGUAUGGUCUCCCACACUUGCUUGGAUGCAAGGAAACUUCACCUCUGUCAUGGGUGGCCACCGGGAUGCCAAGAGCUACUUUAACCAUGCAGAAAUAAUGUAGCACAUUACUUGGAAAUAAAUGCCUAUUUCCACAAGACCUAAAACUGGUUGAUUUGCCCGUUUUGCAUAAAAUAUUAUGCAUUUGGAGUUUCCGUCCCCAGCAGUCAAUUUUCUUCAUAUUAUAAAGUUUUCGUUUUCUUGAGUACUUAAUUGCUUGUGUAGUCUGCUCUGUCUAUAUUCAUGUUGUCUUCUGAUUGUGUCUGAUUCCAAGUACCGGUAUAUAUUGUUUAUUACCUGAAUAUCAAUCAAAUAUAUAAAAUUUUUGGUAAUUAA